ACGAAGAUGCAUUAUAUGCUGUUACUAUCUGGAUUAUUGCUGAUUUCGAUAAGCCAGCUGGGAGACAACUGCUUUCUAAUGCCUUGAAACACUUGAAAACAAGCAGUCAUACACGAGUUGGGAUUUUGAACAAUCCUUCAUCAAAAAUAACGGAAGAUAACACAGCCAUUGCAAGAGGAAUUUUGGCUGGUUUUCUGACCCAAAACAACAGCAACUUAAAAAGUUUCCUAAGUAAACUCAGUAAGGAAGAGACAGCAAAAUCCCUUGCUGCUGGAACUAAAAUUGCUAAAUUCCUCAUCCCAGGAAUGGAUGAUGAUACUUUUGAGAAGAAGUACAACACUUUAGGACUGGAUUUAAUUAAAACCCACCAGAUGUUCUGCCAGGAGGUUCUUAAGCUGCUUCCUGGGCAAAUGGCUGUUAUCAGCAAUGGCAGGGUACUGGGUCCUUUAGAUGAAAAUAAAUUCUAUGCAGAAGACUUUAAUUUGUUGGAAAAAGUAACAUACAGUACCUCAGCGGAGAAGAUUAAAGCUAUUGUCAAAGAGAUCGGAAACAGCAGUAAAAGUGGCAGUGAUUUGAUUAUGAAAAUAGAUGCCCUACUGUCAUCUUUGCCUAAAACAGAGAUGAGACAAGAUGCUAAAUUACUCAAAGAACAGUACAGCAUAGUGAAAGUCGAUCCCCAACAGAACGAACCAUUCUAUGAUGUUAUUGCUAUUGUGGAUCCAUUGACAAGAGAAGCACAGAAGAUGGCUCAUUUAUUGAUUGUACUCAAAGACAUUAUCAAUAUGAAACUCAGGUUGUUUUUGAACUGCAGACCUAAGCUGUCAGAAGCGCCACUGAAGAGCUUCUAUCGUUUUGUUCUGGAACCAGAAUUAACUUAUGGGAUCAACAAGCACCUUCCUUCUGAACCUGUGGCAAAAUUCCUAGAAUUGCCAGAAUCAUCCCUUUUAACUCUAAACAUGAUCACUCCUGAAAACUGGUUGGUUGAAGCAGUGAACAGUUCCUGUGAUCUUGAUAACAUUCAUUUACAGGAUGUAAAAGGGACAGUUAUAGCAGAAUAUGAACUAGAAUAUAUAUUGCUUGAAGGACAUUGCUUUGAUGUGACAACUGGACAACCUCCUCGAGGGUUACAGUUCACUCUGGGCACAAAGAAUAAUCCUGUCAUGGUUGAUACUAUCGUGAUGGCCAACCUAGGGUAUUUUCAGCUGAAAGCAAAUCCAGGUGCUUGGACACUGAGGUUGCGUAAAGGAAGAUCCAAAGAGAUUUAUCAGGUUUUUUCCCAUGAAGGAACAGAUUCUGUAGCUGACCUGACAGAUGUUAUCGUGGUAUUAAACAGCUUCAGAAGCAAAAUUAUCAAAGUCCAAGUACGGAAAAAGCCUGAUAAAAUGAACGAAGAUCUCCUUACUGAUGGAACAACAGGAGAAAAAGGAAAUCGAGAAUCAGUUACAAGAUUUUCAGAAGAAAUUCCAACAAAAAAGGAGGAAAAGAAAAGCGAUACUCUUAACAUUUUUUCCGUUGCUUCAGGCCAUUUAUAUGAACGUUUUUUAAGAAUUAUGAUGCUUUCUGUCCUACGUCAUACAAAAACACCAGUUAAAUUUUGGUUUCUGAAAAACUAUCUCUCCCCAAUAUUUAAGGACGUUAUUCCUCACAUGGCUAAAAAGUAUGGUUUCGAGUAUGAGUUAGUACAGUAUAAGUGGCCCCGCUGGCUUUAUCAACAGACAGAAAAACAAAGAAUUAUCUGGGGCUACAAAAUUCUUUUUUUGGAUGUUCUUUUCCCUUUGGCUGUGGAUAAAAUAAUAUUUGUCGAUGCUGACCAGAUUGUGAGAACUGACCUAAAAGAACUCAGAGAUCUAGAUCUAAAUGGAGCUCCCUAUGGGUACACACCUUUCUGUGACAGCCGUAAAGAAAUGGAUGGAUACCGUUUCUGGAAAUCGGGAUACUGGGCAUCACAUCUUGGGAAAAGGAAAUACCAUAUUAGUGCCUUAUAUGUUGUGGAUCUUAAGAAGUUCAGAAAGAUUGCAGCUGGAGAUAGGCUUCGGGGCCAGUACCAGGCUCUUAGUCAAGAUCCAAACAGUCUCUCAAAUCUGGAUCAGGAUCUUCCCAAUAAUAUGAUUCAUCAAGUAGCUAUUAAGUCUCUCCCUCAGGAAUGGCUUUGGUGUGAAACCUGGUGUGAUGAUGAGUCCAAGAAAAAGGCUAAAACAAUAGACUUGUGCAACAAUCCCCAAACCAAAGAACCAAAAUUAAAGGCUGCUGCCCGGAUAGUUCCUGAAUGGGUUGACUAUGACUCUGAGAUACGAAAGUUAAUACAACAAAUUGAAAGAGAGAAGAAAAAUCUAACGUCGUUCUUUCAAAAAGGUCUUAAGCACGAUGAACUUUAGCACAGCCUGUAAACAGCAAUGGUGACAGCUCAAUAGUCUUCUGCAAGUGAAUGGAGUUACGAAUGUUACAUUGGACACUAUUUGUAACAUUCUUUAAUGUGAAGUCAAAUAUUUUAUAACUUGUAGUGUUAUUUAAAAUGUUUUAAGUGAAAUACAAAAGCAGAGGAGAAAUGCACAGGUACUUGAUUUUUUUU
Molecule: messenger RNA, 2569 nt
Organism: Cariama cristata (Red-legged seriema)
Lineage: Eukaryota; Metazoa; Chordata; Aves; Cariamiformes; Cariamidae
Gene: UGGT2
Product: UDP-glucose glycoprotein glucosyltransferase 2
Exons: 20
Cellular component (GO): endoplasmic reticulum
Molecular function (GO): UDP-glucose:glycoprotein glucosyltransferase activity
Source: RefSeq, a predicted model, not a curated record